Molecule: messenger RNA, 2040 nt
Organism: Glarea lozoyensis ATCC 20868
Lineage: Eukaryota; Fungi; Ascomycota; Leotiomycetes; Helotiales; Helotiaceae
Exons: 1
Coding region: 1-2040 (679 amino acids)
Biological process (GO): DNA replication initiation
Cellular component (GO): nucleolus
Molecular function (GO): chromatin binding
Source: RefSeq, a predicted model, not a curated record
AUGGCCAGAAUUCCUGCGAUAAAAAGGCGAAAGCUGUCGCCGCCAACAAGUGAUGGCGAGGACUCUUCUCCUUCCACUCUCGAUAAUGCGCCGGAGCCGAACGCUUUCUUCACUCAAGCAGCAAGAUGGAAUUUAGAGCAGGAUUACGAGACCCGACCGAGGAAAGGAAACAAGAAGGAAAAAGAGAGCACAAGACUGCCAAUCAAGACAUCUGAUGGUUUGAUACAACAAAACCCGGCCGAAGAGGCGGACGUAGUGGAAGUGGAGGGGAGCGAUCUGGAUUGGUCUGAAGCAGCAGAGUCGGAUCAGGAGUUAGAAGAGGAAGUCGUGAAGCAGCCUGCUAUACCGAUCCGACAGCAGAUUCUUGAAGCGAAGGAGGAGCUGGCUCGAAUUGCAUUAAUGCUGAAUGAGGAUCCAGAAGAGAAUGCAGGUGCUUUUAAAGCGUUGGCGCAAAUCGGACAGUCGAAGAACACCACGAUCAAAAAGUUGGCGCUUGCAACACAACUGGCAGUUUACAAAGAUGUUAUUCCUGGUUACCGGAUACGACCUUUAUCUGAGCAGGAUAUGGAAACAAAAGUGUCGAAAGAGGUCAGAAAAUUACGAGCCUAUGAACAGGCCUUGGUUGGAGGUUACCAAUCAUACAUUCGAGAACUGGCAAAACUUGCGACUUCGGGAAAGGCUAGCGCAGCUGAUGGAGGAAUAAGUCUUGGAAGCGUAGCCAUAUCAUGUGCCUGUGCGCUUUUGGUAGCCGUACCACAUUUCAAUUUCAGAGGAGAGUUGUUAAAGAUAUUAGCGGGAAAGCUGAGUGGAAGGAAAAUCGACGAUGACUUUGUCAAGUGUCGAGAAACUAUUGAGACGUUGUUCCGAGAUGACGAGGAUGGAACGCCUUCUCUUGACGCCGUUUCUCUUCUAACAAAGAUGAUGAAGGGGCGAGGAUGGCGAGUGGACGAGAGUGUCUUGAACACAUUCCUUCACCUUAGAUUGUUAACAGAAUUUUCCUGGAAAGCCUCCAUAAAUCAUAUCGACAAGCCUGAGAGGGGGCAGGCACCUCUCGCGAAGAAGCCAAAAGAAAACAGGCCGAAUCUAAGCAAAAAAGAAAAGAAGAUUUGGAAAGAGCGAAAAGUGGUAGAAAAAGAGAUGAUUCAGGCAGAUGCUACUGUGAGCCACGAAGAGAGGGAUCGUAUGCAGUCGGAGACUCUAAAAUUGGUCUUUGUCACGUACUUCAGGAUAUUGAAAACUCGAUCGGCCCACUUGAUGGGCGCUGUACUGGAAGGACUUGCUCGGUACGCACAUCUGAUCAACCAGGACUUCUUUGGAGAUCUCCUAGAAGCACUAAAAGAUUUGAUCGGUCAUGCUGAGACUGGAGACGACGUGGAAGACGAAGAAGCAGAAGAUGAGGAAACAACUAGGAACUUAACCAGAGAGGCUCUUUUGUGCAUCAUCACAGCUUUCGCCCUACUCGAAGGACAAGACGCCGCAAAAGCCCAGGCCUCGCUUAGCUUAGAUCUGAGCUUCUUCAUCACUCAUCUAUACCGAACCUUAUAUCCCCUUGCUCUGAAUCCAGACAUCGAGCUCAGCGCGAAGUCACUUCAUCUUCCUGAUCCCAACAACCCUUCCGCGCCAAAACUCACAUCCACAAACAACAAAAUCAACAUUCAAACCACCACCGUUCUCCUCCUGCGCUCUCUCGCAUCAGUCCUCACACCCCAACUCGCAGUCCGCGCCGUCCCACCCCUCAGAAUCGCGGCAUUCUCAAAACAGCUCCUCACAUCCUCCCUUCACAUGCCCGAAAAGUCUUGUAUGGCUGUCGUCGGCUUAAUGGGGAAAGUGACUAAAGUCCACGAGAAGAAAAUUGCCUCACUCUGGAACACGGAGGAGCGGAGAGGAGAUGGCACAUUCGACCCACUGUCCGCCGAAGUCGAAGGAAGUAAUCCGUUUGCAGCGACUGUAUGGGAGGGAGAAUUAUUACGAAAACACUUUUGUCCUGGGGUGAGGGAGGGCGUUAAGGUGAUGGAGAAGAAUGUUAUAGGGUUGAGAUAA